AUGAUUCAAUAAUUAACAAAUAAAUUAGCACAUUGUGAUCAACAGAGGCUAAGCAAGGAUAGGAAUUUGUGGGGUUUUGCCUCCCUGCUGAAACGCGUUUCAUGCCAAAGUAUUGUAUUGGCCUGACCAAAGUUUAAGUAUUCGGCAUCCAAAUUGACUGCCAUAAUCGCACGCGUUAAACCGCACCUACCCUAAAGCUAUAUACCUGUACAGUAUAUGUACAUGUAAUAGUGUCACACUUCACUAGCACUGUGCCGGAACUCCCUGUCCGUAACACUAACAUAGACUAACAUUCACCAGACUUGAGAGGGCGCUAUCAGUAACAUGGCGGCGCCCAUAAAGCUGUUCGAGGGGGCAGCUCAUGCUGGCGUUUAUCUGAAAUAUCGUCCCACGUUACCACAGAAAGUCUUUAAACGGAUCGUGGAUUAUUUACAAGAGAAGCAUUCAAAGCCGUUCAAGCUUGCUGUUGAUGUGGGAUGUGGAUCAGGUCAGAAUACACGACCUUUGACCCCUUAUUUUGAGAAGAUCAUUGGUGUAGAUGUAAGCGAGGCACAGAUUGCUGCUGCACUGAAGAGGGAAGACAAACCACCCAAUGUUGAGUACAGAACUGGCCAAGGGGAGAAGAUUCCCAUCCCAGACAACUCAGUCUCCCUGGUAACCUGCUUCCAGGCUGCUCAUUGGUUGGACUAUACAGCCUAUUGCAAGGAGGUCGAUCGUGUUUUACAGCCAUCUGGUUGCAUGGCUGUCUGCACGUAUGGAAACUUUGUACCAGAGGCUUGUGAUGGUGACAAGACAAAAGAUGCAAGAUUGCAGAAAUUGCAUACUGAUUUUUACAGGGGCGCAUUACUCGGACCUCAUUGGGAUGAUCGUCGAAAACACAUUGAUAACCUGUACGCUGAAUUCAGCAUUCCUUACCAAGGUAGCAUCAGAGACGAUAGUCUCCAAUUGGUUUGGGAGAUGAAUGUGCCAUCAUACAUUGGUUACCUCAGUUCCUGGUCAGCCUUACGUACCUGCUUAAAAAAGAAUCCCAGUAACCCAAACCCUUUGGAUGAAUUCCAGGACAGGUUGAAAGAAGUCUUGGAUGCCCAGACUGAGCUUGAGCAGAUCAAAGUCCGGCUGAAAGCACCGAUUGUGUUACUCCUUGGAAGAAAACCGCUGCCAUAAGAGGAAAUCAAGGAAUGGAUAAAGGCACAUAGGGUUUGUGCUAUUCUAUGUGCACUUGACUGUAUUGAAUAUAUGUCUUUGACGACUUGGUGCGCGUAGCCCACUGAUGAUGAUAAUGGAAAGACAGGUUACUAUGUUUAUUACUCGCUAUAUUUAAAAAGGCUUCCAAUGUUAAUACGCUUGAUACAGCCGUGGAGUAAAGAAAGAUUUGUAUUCAAUUGCAGAUUUACUUUUUAGACCCUUUCACAUGGACUACGGCUCUCGAAUGAUUUCACGUAGAUUCAGCAGUUUAAACCUCAGAGUUCAUUUCUGGGAAAGAAACCAAGUGAUCUCAAAUAUUCUUUGAUCCGACAUAUAGUACCUUAUGUUCUCCCACAAAUGAUUCUCGUUUUGAGUAAGAAUUGCGAGUUUUGUCUUCGAAAUGCUCAGUUUGCAGUCUGAUAUAAACGCAAGCUGCGUUACAAUAGUUUCAACUGCAGUUUCGUUUCUGUGGUAAUUUUUAAAAAUUGCCUUACAGACUCUCCUGAGUAAAAGACGAAAAGCAAACACACAUACAUGAAUAGGUCCGAUAAUGAGGGAGUGUUGACUGCAGAUAGUUCCUCGUUAAUAUCUACCGAUGAAUUACUCCAAAAUCUUAACAAAAUAUACAAGGACUUCGCACUUAAAGCACUGAAUCGUGGAGGAAAUUCACCAGCUGUCGCCACGUUUUCUUGGACUGGCGUCCCUCGUUACAGCUUACUUACUUUGGUGUGUAUUAAUACAACUUGAGUCAUUGUGACAGUACAUGUUCAA
Acanthaster planci (crown-of-thorns starfish) is the source of this 1956-nucleotide messenger RNA. RefSeq names its product putative methyltransferase DDB_G0268948. Lineage: Eukaryota; Metazoa; Echinodermata; Asteroidea; Valvatida; Acanthasteridae. The record is from RefSeq and is a predicted model, not a curated record. Gene Ontology annotation, molecular function: S-adenosylmethionine-dependent methyltransferase activity.